Frieseomelitta varia is the source of this 2998-nucleotide messenger RNA. RefSeq lists its product as uncharacterized. NCBI's taxonomy places the organism in Eukaryota, Metazoa, Arthropoda, Insecta, Hymenoptera, Apidae. The record is from RefSeq and is a predicted model, not a curated record. The transcript is spliced from 6 exons. Bases 646 to 2112 code for a protein of 488 amino acids.
CGGAGCGGGCAGGCCGACGUCAUCGGGCCUGGUCAGCGUCGCGACGCCUCGUGCACGCUCAGUGCGAGGCUGUCGGUCGCGUGGCGAACCUACCCUCACUCUCGCCGACUGAAGUUAAUCGCCGAGGACACACACGUGGUUGCACGGUCGGAUCGAUCGAUCGAUCCAUCCGCGAUCGAGCUCCGCGGCGCGUUGCAACAACGCGGUGGUGAACACGACGAGGAAGAAUCACGGUUGACCCAGGGUCGGAGAUAACGAGUGUUCGCCGGCACAGAGGCCUUGACGCUACGCGACACACAUACACAACUGCCCUCCCCCCCUCUUUACCCCCCUCGUCGACCGGUGAAUAUUUCAAUACCGCAUCGAUUUAGCGCACAACCAACACAUACACAUACACAUACACACACGUGUCUCGCGAUCGCGUCUCUCUUUCACCUACGACUACUAAGUUUCGGUUCGCGACACACCGCGAAACUUCAGUUGAACCGGAAGUGGUCUCGUCAAUUCAAUCGUAGCCUGCUGAUCAGAGCAGUUUUCACCCGUUUCCGCGUGAACUCACCAGUUUCGAUCGCGAGUUACGUGCCUCUCGUAAGCGCAGCAUCGAUCCGUUUGUACUCUUGUGCUGUGCUCGUCGCAAACAAACGCAUGUCCGUGUGUGUACCGUCGAUGCCUUGUGAAUUGGUGAACUUCAGCGAGAAGGGGCUCGGCGGUGGUGGUGGAGGAGGAGGCGGUGGCGGACUGGAGGGUCGCGCGACCCUCGGCACCGCUUACGGGCCAGCCACUUUGGGGUACACGGGGUCGAGGUUAGGCGUGAUGCGCGGCGCCGGCCAUUCGGCCGUUGGGACGCGCGCACCGAUUCGACGAAGCAGGGAGUUCGGCUACUUCCCGUCGAUGGCCGAUCACGAGCACCAGGGCUUCGGUUAUCGGACUCAUCUGUUUCUCUCGCCGCCGUCAGGCGGUGCCCUCGGUUCCCCUCCGGAGGAGCCUGGCGAGAGGAUCGGACCACCGCCGAGGAAGAACUCUGGGCCGCACGUGAUCAAAUGGGGUGGCGGAGGAGGCGGCGGAGGGGGCAGUGGAUCGGCACAGGUAUCGGCAGCCGGGGGACAGCCGAGGAGGAAGCAGGCUCAGGCUUCGCAGCAGAAGGAACCAUCGGAACCGUCCACGCCGACCGCUUCCAGACAGGUUUCCUUCAGCGGUAACCGUGCGUCCGGCGCGUACACGCCCCUGGUGGUUUCCGGAAACAGCCCUCCGCGCGGCGAACCAAUCUCUCUGGCCACUUUGGACCGCGACUGUUUCAUCAUUCCCCUCGCUUCUCUUGAACGUUUUUUACCAGCGGGAGUACCGCUUUAUUCCGACUCGUUCCAGCAUGCGCCAAUCGCGGACAAAAAAAGACCAGGAAGUCCGCUGUCGGUCCUCGAAGUCGAGGAUCCGAAACAAUGUGUUCUCGCUCAUUUCAUGACGCCUCUCGAGCCACUGGACCCUUUGGUCGAGUCUCCAGUUUCCCGACCCCUGGUUCUCCAACGGGACACUGCGGCUGAACUGGUCGCUGAGAUUGCACCCUCCGCUUCCCAGAGUAUUCUGCUCACGAAUAUGGAGAAAGAUGCGGAUUUUCCAUUCAUCUCGUACUACUUGAUAAACAAACAGAAUACGGACCCCGUCGACUUUUACAACGAGGUGCAAUGCGCUGCCUUGAGAAAGUUUGAUCCUCGGGACCUUCGGUACGCAGCCAGUCACACGUUGGACUUGUUCAACGAGGUGGCCACCAUAGCGAGGCCGCCGCUGGAACCACCUGGUGUCAGACCACCGAUUCCGUCCACCGGCUAUAUCGUCUCGAUUUUCAAGGUGUUCGAGGGCGACGACGGCCUCAAGUUCGAGCAAAACUGGCUCUAUUGGACCGGCGCCCGUAUGAUGUACCGAUACUUGCCGAAAUCGGUCGGCCUGAGACGGAUCACGUUGCACAAGUCCAUGUCACAGGGUGACAAGAUGUACCUCCUGAUCUGCGAGUGUUCGCAACUGCAAGACAAUCUCUCUGCGGCGGCGAUAUUGUUGCCGGCGUUACGCGCCCGGUUGUGCGGCUACACCGGUCUCUACAGACCGUCGGUGUGCUUCUGAUUCCUCAGGAAACGCUGACCACGCGCUGAUAAAGUCACAACGAUACCGCGAGAUAGGGCCACUCUGUGAUGUUGUUCGUCUCUUGCGUAAGAACAGAUUCUACGAAGAAGGCUGGCCCGUUUGUUCAUUCGAUUUGUUGUUCACGUUGCUACGCGCGGAGACGUUAUGACGUGUCGCGUGGCUCAGCGUGGUUGUCUAAUCGUCAGAUGCAACAGUCUCCAGCCGACAAUGGUCUCGACGCGAGAAUUGCUUUGACGCAGCGAAAGAAACAUAGAAAUAUCGUUGCACGUUUCUUUUCUUCAGGGCUCGUUUCGUUCAAUCUUGGUAGCCCGCUCUCCGUACGAGAUACACUUCGAUCGAUUUCACGAAUUCUCCCGGUUUUAUAAAGUCACUUAUUUUCUUAUACCGCACCCAUAUACCAUCGCGGUGUAACGCGAGUUUCGCGUGGUCGUGACCGCGUCACAACGCCACUUUAUCGAGCCGUACUGCCGACGUUAUUACGAAAUCUCGCAGUUUCGCGAAACGAGCCCCCUUCUUUGAGCCCAGAUUUAGUUGUUCUACGGUCAGCCGACGAGAGGAAAUCUGAGAUCUAUUUCGCGAUAGUUUGAUCACCGCGAAAUGAUUAGAAAAAAGAAAAAAAGAAAAAAGAAAUAUCUCGUUAAAGGGAGACACGUUCGUAUUACGCUUUAGAGAAAUCUCGAUGAUAAAUCUGUACGCUUCGGGCUGCACACCCGUCUAGCUAUGCCUCUGGCCAGUUUGUAUUUUUCGACUUUCAAUAUUUCAUCCAGCGUUUUAUGCGAGCGUACGCAGUGUCGUUCGAAAAACCGAGCGCCACUUGCAUGUACAUAACAUAGAGAUUUGCGAGAUACUUUUACUACUAUAUACA